GUGUUUAAAGUAUACGGAGAUAACCGUUUAUCCGUAUAUUACAUUUGAGAAUGUCUGAAGGUGAUGAGAGCAAUAGCGACGAGCAAGGCUACGUUUAUUACAGAGACAGGCCCAAUUGGAAAGAUAUAGAGCCUAUUCCUCAAGAUGACGGGCCCAAUCCAGUCGUACAGAUAGCAUACACUGAUAAAUUUAAAGAUGUUUAUGAUUAUUUGCGGGCUGUUAUAAGGAAAGGAGAGAAGACGGAGCGAGUUCUUGAGCUAACAAUGGACGCCAUCGAAUGCAAUCCAGCUAAUUAUACUGUUUGGCAUUAUAGGCGUGAAGUAUUGCAAGAGUUAAAAAAGGAUUUAAAGUCUGAGCUUGAGUUUGCCGAAGAGACAGUUCUAAAUGAACCAAAGAACUAUCAAGUUUGGUAUCAUCGUCAGAAGCUGGUAGAGUGGUCCAACGACCCAUCAAGGGAGCUCUAUUUGACGGCCGAAGUUUUUAAAGACGACAGUAAGAACUAUCACGCUUGGCAGCACAGGCAAUGGACGAUAAGAACGUACGGACUAUGGUCUAAUGAAUUAGAGUUUGUGGAUGGUCUCCUCAAGGAAGACUUUAGGAAUAAUUCUGCAUGGAACCAAAGAUACUUUGUGAUCAUUAAUACGACAGGUUACACGGAGGAGGUUGUGAAGAAUGAAGUCAAGUAUGUGAUUGAUUUCAUCAAAGUAGCACCAAAUAAUGAAAGUGCAUGGAACUACCUUACUGGGAUACUUAAAGGUGGCCGUAUAUCAGAUCAUGAGCCAGUCUUGAAGCUGAUCGACAGCCUAAGAUCCCAGCAUGUCCCUUCUCCUUUCCUUCUCUCUACGAUGAUUGACGUUUAUGAAGAAGAGGUUGCUAAUGGAAAGAAGGAGAGUCUUGAAAAAGCAGUAAAGAUAUGUGAAGAGUUAGGAUCAAAGAUAGAUCCAGUUCGGAAGAGAUACUGGGAAUACACCAGUAGGAGAUUAAUAUCAGCAUAUGGCCCAUUGGAUUCCACUUAGGAUCAUAGUUUAACAUUUAUUUUUAAAUUGGUCUUAUUAUUAUUAUUAUUAUUAUUAUAAAAGAAAUGAAAGAAAUAAUGUGUGAAACAACUUCUUCGUACAGCUUAGUUUUAUUUAUAGUUUUAUUAUUAUUAUUACUAAUUAUUAUUAUUAUUAUUUCUAUUACACGAGUUUCUUUGCCUCGAAGAAUCCUUUAAGAUGUCUCAUUUGCCAAA
Molecule: messenger RNA, 1231 nt
Organism: Amphimedon queenslandica
Lineage: Eukaryota; Metazoa; Porifera; Demospongiae; Haplosclerida; Niphatidae
Product: protein farnesyltransferase/geranylgeranyltransferase type-1 subunit alpha-like
Exons: 7
Coding region: 51-1016 (321 amino acids)
Biological process (GO): protein farnesylation; protein geranylgeranylation
Cellular component (GO): cytoplasm; CAAX-protein geranylgeranyltransferase complex; protein farnesyltransferase complex
Molecular function (GO): protein farnesyltransferase activity; CAAX-protein geranylgeranyltransferase activity
Source: RefSeq, a predicted model, not a curated record